UAAUGUCAAAACACUCUGAAAAGAAAACUAAAGUAGUCGAAUAUAGACAUGAUCAUCAAUAAUCAUAUUAUCAAACAUAUGUUCCUACACCAUAUGUAGCUACAACAUAUGAAUAACCAAUAGUGGUAGUACCAAAUAUUCAACCAACAUAAAUCAUAACAGCAGAACCAACAGUAAUAAGAGAAAGAAGAAUAGUGUAAGGAGAAUCAUAAUACAUAAAAUAAGAUCAAGUAAUAUAAGAAUAGAAUUGUUGUAUGUCUUGUAUGCCUUGUGUACCAUGUUGUGAUAAGGAAUAAAAGAUUGUUACAAGAUAAGUAGUAUUAAAAGGUAUAUUCAAUUAAUAUACAUAGAGAAAUAACCAAUUUUAUAAAAUAGAAAUGAGGAAUAUGAGAAGAAGUUGGAUGAUAUAGAGAAAUUGCAUAUACAAGAAAUUAGAGAAAUGGAAUUAAAGAUGUAAUAACAAUUAGAUUAAUUACAGAAUUAAAAACUAUAAGAUGAAUAAUAACGAUAAUUAUUAGAUUUAAAAUAAUCACUCUUUGAUAUUAAAAAUCAAUUAAGUUAAAGAAUUCAAUAAAAUCAACCUUAAUAAUCUUAAAUAAUUAAUCCAUAUUAAAUAGAGAAAUUGGAAACUUAAUUAGAUAAGAAAAAGAAAAGAAUUAAAGAAAUGAAACAAAUUAUAAAUAAUUUACAAAUAGAAAUUUAAUAAAAGAACAGUUAAAUCUAAGAUUUAGAUCUCAGAUUAAGAUAACCAAUUCCAUAAUAAGUAGUUCAUAUUCCUGUGCCAUAAGAGAAUUAUGAAUUAAUUAAUUAAGUAAGAUAUUUAGAAUAAGAACGUAAUGCUUUAUUAAGAGAAAUUGAUUCUCUAAAAUUUACUAAUUCAGAAUUAUCAUCAUUAUCAUUUAGAGAAGAUCCUGAAAAGAUUAGAUUAAAAUAAGAUUAUACUAGAAUGAUAAAUGAUUUUAGAUUUUUAGAAUAGGAGAAUAUUAAGAUGGCCACAAUCAUAGGACAAAAAGAUGAAUUGAUUAAAUCUCUAGAAUAACGAAUCAGUGUAGAAUUAUAAAGAUAAUCUAUAUUACUUUAAUAAUAAUCUCCUUAAAGAAUUGUUCUUGAAUAAACUACUACUACUCGUCCAAUUUAAACAUAAUAUGUUAUAGAUUCAUCUUAAUCUUAUGCUUAAUAGCCAAUUCAUAAAUAAUAUAUUAUUUAAGACUAACCUAUUUAAACUAUUCAACCAACACUUUUACAAUAACAAUAAUAAACACUUCCUAAUGUGAAAAUAAUAUCAUGA
Molecule: messenger RNA, 1288 nt
Organism: Paramecium pentaurelia
Lineage: Eukaryota; Ciliophora; Oligohymenophorea; Peniculida; Parameciidae
Source: the annotation of a GenBank genome assembly